AAUCUGAAGACUAAGACGAGCACCCAGACCAGCAUGCCUUCUUUUACCAGUCGCCCUUCUCCCUGCAUUGUUUAGGAUCAGCUGUGCAUGGAUCUGAAACCCCACCCAAUGAGGAAGGACAAACCAUAGGGAGGAACAGGGACUGCAAGAAAACAGAGCAAGGGGGCCUUUUACGAUAGUGUCGAUCAUUACAAGGCAAUAAUAACGAUUAUUGCCGUUUUCAGUGCAAUUUUCUCCCAGGAAGAGGAAGGAAGGCUAUAUUGCAACAUUUCUCCUACUGUGCGCCGCGACGGUGAAGUAGUCAGCUGAUAUUUCGUUAGCAAUUUCCAACGAGCGGCGACAAAAUGAUUGCCUUGAUUAACAAGCUUCUGGACUGGUUUAAAGCGCUGUUUUGGAAGGAGGAGAUGGAACUAACAUUGGUUGGUUUGCAGUAUUCGGGGAAGACGACCUUUGUAAACGUGAUUGCGUCGGGGCAGUUCAGCGAGGACAUGAUCCCUACCGUGGGCUUCAACAUGAGGAAGAUCACCAAGGGCAACGUCACAAUCAAGCUUUGGGACAUCGGAGGCCAGCCUCGAUUCAGGAGUAUGUGGGAGAGGUACUGCCGUGGAGUCAGUGCUAUUGUAUAUAUGGUUGAUGCUGCCGACCCUGAAAAGAUUGAGGCCUCCAAGAACGAACUGCACAACUUGUUAGACAAGCCCCAGCUGCAGGGCAUUCCAGUACUUGUUUUGGGAAACAAAAGAGAUCUUCAAGGUGCCUUGGAUGAGAAGGAGCUGAUUGAGAGAAUGAAUCUGUCCGCCAUUCAGGACCGAGAGAUCUGCUGCUACUCGAUCUCAUGCAAGGAGAAGGACAACAUUGACAUUACACUACAGUGGCUGAUCCAGCACUCAAGGACCAGGAGAAGCUGAGCCCCCCAGCCCUCAUCCAGCCCACCUUGACCUAACCCUGGAGGAACAGCGUCUGGUGCACACACACACACACACAAAUAUACACACACACAUAUACAUUUACAUGAACACAAAUACACACACACACACAUACACUCACUCACUCACAGGCUUCUCAAAUUUACUGUUCUAAACAAAAAAUAGUAAUCCCUCACCGCCCCUCGCAUUUCCUCUACACCCCCCCCCCCCCCCCCCCCCCCACCUGCCCCUUCCCCACCCAUUACACAUUCAGCCAAGUUCUAUUCUUGUAAAGACAUUGUGUAAAAAAUAUGAUUUGCACUGCUUUUUUCUCUGGUUUUGUAGGGUUUUUUUUUUUUACAUACACAUUUUUUUACAAGUGACUGACACUGUCACUGAUCAAAUAACGGCUUGUUGUUUACCUUCUUUGCGCUUUUUUUGUUGACCUUUUUUUGUUAUUCGUUUGUUUGUUUGAUGGGGGUCUAAAAUGUCACAUGUUGGUCAGAGGGUUUCAUUGUUGGCUCGGUCUCACCUUAAACAGCCACAGUGGAGAGAUCCAUAUGGCAUGCUUUUCUUCAGCAUUACCACCUGUGACUGGAUAUAGUGGCUGUUUGGAUGGGUCACUUUUUCAAAGCGGUUGGUCAUAUUAUCGGUGGCCAGAGUUAGGUCACAGAUAGUAAUUUGUGAUUUCAGCUCCUUGGUUGAUGACUGUGAUUGCCACCGCUGAUUUCCUGAAAAGGAAAAGUCCGACCUUUGGCUGAGGUGCGUGUGUGUGUGCGUGUGUGUGUGCGUGCGUGUGUGUGUGGGGGAGCCAGCCUAAUACCAGUUAAUCAUAGUUUUAUGGGUAGGAGAAGGGAAGUGAAGCUGGCCAUGAUUGCUGAACACACCACUUGCCUCAGUGUGCAGCUUUUCAUCUUACCAACAGAAGAGCUGUGGAUACACACUUGAGAAAAAGACCAGUAAUGAUUGUGCUAGUUGCUCUAUCUUCUGAAUGCAUCUGCAAAACACAGUAGCCAUAAAAUCAGCUCUAUUUCCUCAGCGAGAUACUUGCAUGCAAUGACGCCCCUGUCCUCCAACCCCACCUGUCCUUGCUAUGUCGUCUUGGCAUUUUAUGUUGUGAAUUUACCUGGAAAUUCAAUGUGCAAACUAUGUAUCUUCUUGCCUUUGUCUUGUAUUACCAAGCUGUAAGCAAAAUUUAGUAAUACCUGUAUCAUGAAGAAAGUGAUUUGCUGACAGCUCUUAUGACCUGACCAGACUUGCGUUAUGAGAUACCGUGUGUGGUCUUGUCCCUCUGUGUAGACCAGGUCAGCUCGUAGCCCAGUCAGUAAAGAUGUUAAGUGUAUUUAAAAUAGCCCUCCCACAGGAGCAGGAAGCACACAAGUGGUCAGCUUAGCUCUGGUGGAAAUCUUGUGAGAGUAACUCUCGGCCACUCGGACGCUUAUGUUUUUGUGUAUUUACAGCAUCAAAAUGAAAUGAUGUGUACAGUGCUGAGACCAUUUGGUUCAAAAUUGAAUGAUGAAGAUGAUGAUCAUAAUCAGAACCAGCAUGUUUGUCCAUUAUUGGAAUAGAUUAGAUUAUAAAAGUCAAUAUUUUUUAUCUGCAUCAUGUGAUCUGUUGUUACAUAUACCCUCAUUAAAGCCAUAGUUUGCUCUUUUUAACCUUUUUUUUGGAAGGUUCCCAAAAUUUUAAACCCCUUGUAUUAUUCUCCUGAUUGGACACUGUUUUGAACGUAUUUCUGAGAGCACAGAUUCAGAGGCUUAUGCGGAGUUGAAUUGAGUGCACAUUUUCAGCACGUUGUUUCUGUUUCACACAUUCCUGUUGAGGGGGUGGGGGCAGUUCAGCCUCUUUUGAUACUCUGUGGUCCUAUGCACAUCAUGGUUUCGGAUCCUCCAACAGCUUUGCACUGCUUCUUGGGAAAAGGUUAAUACCUUUCGAUCUUAUGCUUGGUAGCUUGACAGCGUGGGAAGAGUGAGGGGAGACUCCGCUAGUUGGAUGGUGGACCCGUGUUAGUUUGAAAUAUUUUCUGAUUGGUAUGCAAUUCGUUUGGAUUUGGUUUAGGAUAAGGUAUAUGUUGCACGGUCCGCCAUUAGAUGUCUUAAAUGAACAAUGCUAGAAUGCAUUCCUGGAUUUGUGUGUGUGUGUGUGUGUGAUUCUUGGAUCAGAGUCUGUACACCCCCUGCUACACCAGACACCAGCAGUUCCAACAGUGCUUACUGCAUUCUUUUCAUUUUGACCAUUUUUUCCCCUUGUCUGCCAGGCUCUUUAUACAUCACACACUAAUACACCUGACUGUGUUGGCUUGGGUUCAGCUGUCUUAUCUCUGGGUUUGAACUGACCAUGCCAUUAUGGGAGUCAUGGAAACGCACAAUUCUGUGUGAAAGGCCCCAAAAUUCAAUUUGCCAGAUGCCUUUUUUUUUUCUUCUUCCUUUUGUACUGAUUGCUUAAGCUGUUGGAAGGUGUACUGUGUCAGUUUCAUUUUUUGAAGGUACGUUUCCGUUACAUUAUACAUAUGUACAUUUGCAAGCAAACAAACAAACAACCUUUUGGCAUGUUUUUGAAGAGUUUCUAUUUGCUCUCUCCGAUGGGAUGUUGUACAUAGCAACUUGGAACCAAAACAAACUUGCCUGUCUGUUCAAGUCCUAUCAGUUUUUGUGAAACCUGUGUGCAAAAAAACAAACAUAUGUGUAUAUAUAAAGCAUAAAUUGUUUUAUUAGCUUUGUUGGUGAAGGAGUGAGUUGUAAUAGGCAUAACCUGUUUCUGUUUGGUGGAGGGAUCUGUUGGGAUACAUGGGGAUCACCUCUUUUUAUUGCAUUAGUGAAGGGGUCCUUUUCAGUUGCAAAGGAAUCCCCUCUCAUAAUGAUUGAGGAAUCCUUUGGGUAGUAUGGGGAUCACCUGUGGAGGAAAGGCCACUUGUGUGCUGCAUGUCGACAGGCAGUCUGUCACCUCAUGGUAGCAGGGCCUUGGGGCUAAGUUUGGCCUGAGAUGGCAAGAAGAGCUAUCUUUCAGCACAGAUUAUUUUUUUCCUUGUUCUGGCGCUCUGUCUCUCUCUCUCUCUCUCUCUCUCUCUCUCUCUCUCUCUCUCUCUCUCUCUCUCUCUCUCUCUCUCUCUCUCUCUCUCUCUCUCUCUCUCUCUCUCUCUCUCUCUCUCUCUCUCUAUUCUUCCCCUCACGGUGUUCAGGAAUCAGAGAGACUCCUGGUGAAAUAGAAGAUUUUGGACUUUAAUUUUUGUCCAUAAAUAAUUAAUUGAUAUAGGUUAUUGGUAUUCUGUGAUGUCAGAGCAAAAGAAAAUGGGUCAUACUUCUGCCGGAUGUUAGAAGAUGUUGCAAAGCCAAACCUACAGGCUUGAACCCCAUACUAUAAAUAUCCUAGUCACCUUUAGGUGGCAGCAUUGGCCACUGUUAGCAUUGCUCUUUAUGAAGUUAACAUCAGGUUGAUAUUUAUACAGUCUAUGGUUGACAUUAGUCCAUUCCUUGUCUCCCAGAAGUCCACAGGUGUAUUGAUACUUUACUUUUUUUGAACAAGAUCUUUGACUCCCUUUUCUAAUUCUUGGCGAGUUCAGCAGAGCUCCACAUUGGCCUUUAUUUCUCUCCCCUGUUUUCUUUCUUGUUUUUCAUUUGUUUUGAGGUGGUAGUCUAUUCAAUAAGCAGUUUGCAAAAAGAUAAGAAAUUACAAUAACAAAAAAAGACAGCGAUGCCCUUCCUCCAGAGCGUAAUCCAUGAUGGGUUUUGAAAGGCUUGGCGUUUUUACUGUGUGUUACUAAUAUCUGAUAACUGGGAUGCUCUGAGAUCAUGGAGGACACCUGAGCACACUACUGGUUUUUAUCAAGUGCUAGCAUCAUGGGCCUCAUGUGAACCCAUGCCCUGCAGCAUGAAAUAUCAGUCCUAUUCAUAAUACACUAUUUGGUCCCCUUAGAAAAGAAGAAACAUGUAUGUAUUCUAUGUAUUAAUGAUAAAAAAUAGGCUGUUCCUUACUAUCUUUAUUAUAACACUCUUUCUUUUGGAAAAUAACUUUUUAAAGAAUUGUUGACAUGAUAACAAGUGUUUCUGUAUAACUACUUUGAAGAAACUUUCAACUGAUGAAAACAGGUUACUUUUAUUUUAACUUCUCUUUAUAUUCCCUUGUCCCUCCAGUGAGAACUGUACAUGUUGCUAUUGUUAUCUUGAGAUAAUUUAAAGAUGAAGAAUAAAUGAUUUCCCACUCAA
Molecule: messenger RNA, 5104 nt
Organism: Alosa sapidissima (American shad)
Lineage: Eukaryota; Metazoa; Chordata; Actinopteri; Clupeiformes; Clupeidae
Gene: arl8a
Product: ADP-ribosylation factor-like 8A
Exons: 7
Coding region: 345-905 (186 amino acids)
Biological process (GO): anterograde axonal transport; protein transport
Cellular component (GO): lysosomal membrane
Molecular function (GO): GTP binding; GTPase activity
Source: RefSeq, a predicted model, not a curated record